Malus domestica (apple) is the source of this 586-nucleotide messenger RNA. Its product is annotated as protein PHLOEM PROTEIN 2-LIKE A9-like. The record is from RefSeq and is marked provisional. Lineage: Eukaryota; Viridiplantae; Streptophyta; Magnoliopsida; Rosales; Rosaceae.
CCGAGUUAGGUUUCGAAAUGUCUAUGACGACUAAACCUCAUUUCCAAGCAGAGCAAGAUGAAGUAAAACAGGAGGGAAAUAAGUACAUCUUCAGACCACGGGGACUUAACAUUGUAUGGGGCAAUGAUGAACGCUACUGGAAGUUACCUAAGAAGCAAUCUAAGGAUGAACCUACUGAACCUGCGGAGCUGAUACAGGUUUCUUGGUUGGAAAUAACCGGAUCAUAUAGUUUAUCAACUGCAAAAAAAUACGAAAUUAGUUUCGACGUAGAACUGGCACCUGAUGCAUUUGGUUGGAGAGACAUACAAGCUUUCUUGAUGGCCAAGGUAGGGAAAAAGGGUAAGUACACUUGGACCAAAGUUAAAGUAGCAGCGCAGGAUACAAAAGUCGGUAAAUUCAAAAUUCCUGAUGACAACGGCCCGCCAAUGAGAAUUGAAGUUCCGUCCAAUGCUCCGGAUAGCACGGUUUAUUUUGGUCUGUAUGAAGUCUGGAGUGGAAAAUGGAAGGGGGGCUUGAAAAUUCAUCAAGCAUCUGUGAAAGAAGUAUAACUCCGAAUUAACUUAAUUAGUCCACAUACGGUUCACGC